Myotis daubentonii (Daubenton's bat) is the source of this 1877-nucleotide messenger RNA. RefSeq names its product 3-hydroxyisobutyryl-CoA hydrolase (gene HIBCH). Gene Ontology annotation, cellular component: mitochondrion. Gene Ontology annotation, biological process: L-valine catabolic process. Lineage: Eukaryota; Metazoa; Chordata; Mammalia; Chiroptera; Vespertilionidae. The record is from RefSeq and is a predicted model, not a curated record. Gene Ontology annotation, molecular function: 3-hydroxyisobutyryl-CoA hydrolase activity.
CUGUCAUCUGCUUCCGGGUCGCGGGGCGGCCGGGGCGGCGUCGGCGGGGGCGGGCCCGACGGGGCGGAGGAGCCUGUGGGAGCGCCGCCCCGGCCGUGUGCUCGCUGGUGUUUUUGGAGCUCAGGCUGCGGGAGAUGUCGGGCCUCGCGUCAAGGUUUAGCUCAUUCAAAAGGACUAAUGUCAUCCUGCAACAUCUGAGGCUGUCCGCCCACACGGAUGCAGCGGGAGAGGUGCUGCUGGAGAGGAGGGGCUGCGCAGGGGUGAUCACCCUGAACAGACCCAAGGCCCUCAACGCACUGAACCUGAGCAUGAUCCGGCAGAUCUACCCACAGCUAAAGAAAUGGGAACAAGAUCCCGAAACCUUCCUGAUCAUCAUAAAGGGCGCCGGGGAGAAGGCCUUCUGUGCUGGGGGAGACAUCAGAGAAGUUGUAAAGGGAGACCGGAAGAUAAGUCAGGAUUUCUUCAGAGAAGAAUAUGUGCUAAACAAUGCCAUUGAUUCUUGCCAGAAACCGUAUGUUGCCUUUAUUCAUGGAAUUACAAUGGGUGGAGGAGUCGGACUCUCCGUUCAUGGGCUAUUCCGAGUGGCUACUGAAAAGUCUCUUUUUGCAAUGCCAGAAACUGCAAUAGGACUAUUCCCUGAUGUGGGCGGAGGCUAUUUCUUGCCAAGACUUCAAGGAAGACUGGGUUACUUCCUUGCGUUAACAGGAUUCAGGCUGAAAGGAAGAGAUGUGUACAGAGCAGGAAUUGCUACACACUUUGUAGAUUCUGAAAAGUUGAGCCUGUUAGAAGAAGAUUUAUUAUCCCUGAAAUCUCCUUCCAAAGAAAAGAUUGCAGAUGUCUUGGAAACGUAUCAUGCAAAGUCCAAGGCUGAUGAGGGCAAGGCGUUCGCCCUGGAGGAGCACCUGGGCAGGAUAAACAGCUGCUUCUCCGCCAACACCGUGGAGCAGAUUAUUGAAAAUUUACAGCGAGAUGGCUCGCCUUUCGCCCUGGAGCAGCUGAAGAUAAUUAGUAAGAUGUCUCCGACGUCUCUCAAGAUCACCCUGCGGCAGCUCACAGAGGGGUCCUCGCAGAGCCUGAAGGACGUGCUGACCAUGGAGUACCGGCUGAGCCAAGCUUGUGUGGGAGGCCAUGACUUUCCCGAAGGCGUCCGGGCAGGGACUGUGCACAUUUUACUAGUAAGCAUGGUUCAGACCGCCUGCCACAUGUGAGUGCGGCCCUUUCCCUUCAUGGCUUUGUGACAACUUAAGAAACCCCACAGAGCGGCCCUGCCUGUCCCAGCAGUCCCCAAUGGCAGCAUCGGUAGCUGCGCUCUAUCAGCCAGAAGCUGACACCCCCCCUUAAAGGGGCCUUACAGACGCCUUGCGCUCCCCCUCCUGUGGGGUCUGCCUGGCUGCACUCAGUGAGGACACCACUGAGGCUGGAGGGGCUUCUCAUGAUGCCGGUGGCGUCGGCGCUCUGACUCAGGGCUGUGUGAGCGGAGGGCUCAGCAGAAGGCAGGGUCCACGCUGAGUUAUGCAUAAGCCCCUUCCUCUCCCUUCAGUCAUCGUCCCUCACCUCAGCCUUCCUCCCUCCUGCUGUCCUCCCAGUCACCCCAGCGCUGGUCCUAUAACAGGAGGCUUCCUUCACGGCUUUGCCGGAAGACGACGAGGCUUCUAGCCCCGAACCCUGGCUCCGCUCGGAGGCCCGGGCUGGCGGCUGCCACACGGUCCUCAUCGGCACGUGGCCGCCCCUCCGGAAUCUGUGGGGCUUCACUUUUAAGAGGAACAGACACACACACAUUCACGCUUUGCAGAAAGACAUGUGCUGGAAAGCCACGCCUCGUACCAGGCGUGUGUCAUUCGGUAAUUAGAACCGUGACUCAGCAAGGAAUGAACUGA